Loxodonta africana (African savanna elephant) is the source of this 2502-nucleotide messenger RNA. RefSeq names its product tyrosyl-DNA phosphodiesterase 2 (gene TDP2). Bases 124 to 1212 code for a protein of 362 amino acids. The record is from RefSeq and is a predicted model, not a curated record. Gene Ontology annotation, cellular component: PML body; cytoplasm. Gene Ontology annotation, biological process: double-strand break repair. The transcript has 7 exons. Lineage: Eukaryota; Metazoa; Chordata; Mammalia; Proboscidea; Elephantidae. Gene Ontology annotation, molecular function: protein binding; 5'-tyrosyl-DNA phosphodiesterase activity; single-stranded DNA binding.
UACGGGGGAGCGCGUUUUCCCACCGGACCGUUGAUCCGUCAGCUCCUUGGCGGCGGGCGCCAGCGCAGAGUCGGCCGUCUGCAGCCGGGCCGAUCGAAGGGGCGCUAAGGGGGCGGUGAACUGAUGGAGCACUGGAGCGGUCUGGGGGCCCGGCCCGAGGCGGCUGAGGAAGAGGAAGAGCCCGAGGUGAAGAAGCGGCGACUCCUGUGUUCCGAGUUUGCCUCGGUCGCCAGCUGCGACGCGUCCGUGGCCCAGUGCUACCUGACAGAGAACGACUGGGAGAUGGAAAGAGCCUUGAACUCCUACUUUGAGCCGCCGGUGGAUGAGAGCGCCUUGGAAAGCCGUCCUCAGACUUUCUCUGAGCCAGAAACCUGUGUUGACCUAACUAAUGAAGAAACAACUGAUUCCACUAGUUCUAAAAUCAGCCCACCUGGAAAUAUUCAGCCAGAAGAUGGCAGUGUGUUCUCUUUCAUUACCUGGAAUAUUGACGGAUUGGAUCUAAACAAUCUGCCAGAGAGGGCUCGAGGCGUGUGUUCCUAUUUAACUUUGUACAGCCCAGAUGUGGUAUUUCUACAAGAAGUUAUUCCUCCAUACUGUAGCUACCUAAGGAAGAGAGCAAGUAGCUAUGAAAUUAUUACAGGUAAUGAAGAAGGAUAUUUCACAGCUAUCAUGUUGAAGAAAUCGAGAGUGAAAUUAAAAAGCCAAGAGAUUAUUCCUUUUCCAAGCACCAAAAUGAUGAGAAACCUUUUGUGUGUGCAUGUGAGUGUGUCGGGCAAUGAAAUUUACCUUAUGACUUCGCAUUUGGAGAGCACCAGAGGGCAUGCUAAGGAACGAAUCAAUCAGUUACAAGCAGUUCUGAAGAAAAUGCAAGAGGCUCCCGCGUCAGAUACAGUUAUAUUUGCAGGAGAUACAAAUUUAAGGGAUCAAGAAGUUACCAAAUGUGGUGGUUUACCCAACAACAUUUUGGAUGUCUGGGAGUUUUUGGGCAAACCUGAGCAUUGCCGGUAUACAUGGGAUACCCAAAUGAACUCUAAUCUGGGAAUACCCAGUACUUGUAAGCUUCGUUUCGAUCGAAUAUUUUUCAGAGCAGCAGCAGAAGAGGGCCACAUUAUUCCCCGAAGUUUGGACCUACUUGGGCUGGAAAAACUGGACUGUGGCAGAUUUCCCAGUGAUCAUUGGGGUCUGCUGUGCAAUUUAGAUAUAAUAUUGUGAAAUGCUUUUCAAAUACGAGUUUUAAAUGUACUGUGUAGUUUUGUUAUGGAUCUUUGCAAAUGUAAUUUGUACCUGUCUGGAAAGGUAGGUUUAAUAUGGAGGAGUUAGUUUACUGGAUCAUUGUAACAGAAGAAAAAAUGACUCCGAAUUUGUUUAUUGUGUCUUCAGAUUUUGGAACUUAUAUAUUAUUGUCUAUUUAAACUAAGGCAUGCCUGUUUUCAGAAUAAGAGGCCUCUUAAUGAAAGGACACAAAGCUUAUGGGAGCUUUUAGCGGUGCUCAUUGCUGUCAGCUGGGUUCCAAGCGGGGGCCAACAUUGUCUCCAGGCGAGACUUCACACUUGAUUUGUUUUUUCAAUCAGGAACCAAAAUAGUUAAUAUUGUAAAUAAGUCUUCAGGGGAAAAAAAAAAAAAAAAAAAAAUCAGUGUCACGAGGAAUUACUGAGUCCUUGGGACUAGGUCUUUUAAUUACAUUUGGCAAAUUCAGACAGUCUUAAAUGAAAAAGCCACGGUCAUCUCUUGACGACAGUCCUACAUCAGACUUUAUUUUUGUCAGCUCACAGUGCAUAAUUGGUAAGCUGUAAAUGAAACCUUAUGCUUUAAAAUUCCUUGUCCUUUUUUAUUCAUGUUUAUAGUUAUGUCACCAACAGAAGCAAAGUUAGGCUUGAUAAUGAUUAAAGUCAGUUUUAUAGGGGCAUUGUACUGGUGUUCUAAGAGAAAAAUAAAUGUGUAAAGAGACAUAGCCUUAGUUUUGCCACUCAUAAAAUUGAAUUAUUUUGCAGGAGGUGAAUAGUAGGUACUUUAAAUGUGCUUUAAAGAAACAUUUAUUUCCACCAGAGAAAUUUGCUUUUAAAAAACGAUUUCACUUGUUUGGCCUGUUUUAGUAGGCCUUUGUGACUCUGAUGGGAUUAAAGUUUUUACCUGCUUUGUGUUUUCUAACUCCACUGCUGCUGUGUGGAAAAUAGCUUUCCAUGUUGCAUCUCACCCUGUCAAGAAUUACCAAGAGUAUAUGAGCUUCCUCAGUAUAGAAAAAAAAGAAAGCCGGUGGGAAUAGUUAGAAUGAGAAGUGCCAAAUUAACAACUAAAACACGUAAAAGAAACAAGCUAAAUUUAUACAUGAUGUUCCCUUUGUAGUGACAAUUUGAAGGAAUUUUAUCUAUUAAUCGUUGUUUUAAUCAUUAAAAAUAGUGAGAAUUACCGCUAAUAUUUUGGUAACAUGCAUUAUGAAGGUAAUAAAUAAAAUAUGCAGUGGUAUAUUAUAUCAAAUAAAAAAUUAUCAGAUUGUUUAACGAA